CACUUUCGAGGUUACAAAAUUCAAACACACUCAAUCUAUUUUCGGACAAUUUGUAAAUUUCGGCCCCCCCAAAAUUGCCAAGUGUCAUUGACUCUGCUCUCUCAACGACGAUCCAACGACGGUAGAAGUGGUAGUAGUAGUAUUCGGAAAUGUGCGAAUCGAACAAAGACCGGCCGAAGAGAUGCCCAACAUUAAGAGAGAGAGAAAAACGGUUGGUACGAGACAUAUGCGUACUCGGGAAACUUAUAGCAGGAGAUUGUGAAAAGGAAAGCAAGAAAAAGUGCAAAAAAGAGAAAAGAAGGCAGUCGUCGCCGGAGGGAGCGUGCGGUGGCGAGCAGCGGAACCGGCCACCGUGGAACGAUGCCACCUAUACCAUCGGACGGCGCCGCGGCGACAAGCACAACGCACGCAUUCAGGCCGAAAGCAUCGACAGCGACAGCGAGGAUGCGCGAGCCGGCUGCAGUCGAGAUACACCGCGCAGGUCAAAGUGCUGCAGGCCUCGGCGUACGUGCCCCGAAAGACGGAAGGACUCCUCGCCGCCGUGCUGUCGCCAGCGGCAACCAUCGCCUUGCCGUCGCCAGCGGCAACCAUCGCCUUGCCAUCGCCAGCGGCAACCAUCGCCUUGCCAUCGCCAACGGCAACGAUCGCCUUGCUGUCGCCAACGGCAACCAUCGCCUUGCUGUCGCCAGCGGCAACCAUCGCCUUGCAGGAAAAAGCCGUGCUGUAAGAAGCCCGACAAGGAAGAGUUAUCUUUUAUAGAAUCGGAUGAAGAAACACCAUGCGAUGAGACCGAGCGCCGGAACCGUGCCAUCGUGGACUACAAUAAUCGAAAACAGAACGAGGAGCAGGCGACUGGCCGGCAGCAGCGACUACAACCCUCUGAAAAAGAGCAGCGACGAGUCGCUGCUCUCUUGGAAAAAGGUAAACAAGAGCCCGAGGGGCCUCGACGACGACGAUCGAAGACCAAGAAACCGUCGUCGUCGAGAUGAGAGAGAGAGAGAAGAAAUAUGUAUA
Messenger RNA from Trichogramma pretiosum, 1014 nucleotides. RefSeq names its product serine/arginine repetitive matrix protein 1-like. The transcript is spliced from 3 exons. NCBI's taxonomy places the organism in Eukaryota, Metazoa, Arthropoda, Insecta, Hymenoptera, Trichogrammatidae. The coding region runs from base 150 to 989 and encodes 279 amino acids. The record is from RefSeq and is a predicted model, not a curated record.